AUGGCUCCUACCUUCCCCAAUCUAACCAUUGAAUCUCCGGCCUCAGCGCCAGGCGUUCAUAUCAUCACAAUGAACAAAGCGCCCGAAAAUCGCUUGAAUGUGGCUUUUGCUCAGACAAUCAUUGCCGCCCUGCGACAUAUCGAAAGAGACCUGAUGAGACCCGACUCUCCUGGCGCAGUGAUCAUAUCGUCCUUCUCGGAUAAAUUCUGGUGUACCGGCCUGGAACUCGAUGAGUCCGACUCCAAUGCCUAUGCAAACUCUGACGGCUUCUACCCUCUACUCGCCACGCUUGUGGACUAUCCCUACCCAACAAUUGCCCUGGUCACAGGCCACACGUUCGGCGGCGCCUGCCCUUUUGCUCUGUCCUGCGACUACCGCAUCAUGAACAGCAAGCGUGGCUUCAUCAGCAUGCCGCCCGUGAAUCUAGGUCUGCACUUCGACGGAAUUGGAGCGUUGCCUCGGCUUAAGCUACACCCGCAAAUUGCCCGGAAAAUGCUGCUCGAAGCACACAAGUGGACGGGCGAGGGGGCCUUGAAGGACGGCAUCGUUGACGAGAUCUGUUCGCCUGAGGAGAUGAGGCAGAGAGCUGUUGAGUUCGCGGCUACCAUCGCUCCCCGAGCUACAAUGGGCGUCUACGGCCUCUUGAGGUCGGAGUUAUGGGGUGAAGCUCUAGAUAAAUUCAAGGCCAUCAGCUACGUACACAGAAAGAGAGUAGGGACCGUCGCAAAGGCCAAGAUCUAG
Molecule: messenger RNA, 741 nt
Organism: Exophiala xenobiotica
Lineage: Eukaryota; Fungi; Ascomycota; Eurotiomycetes; Chaetothyriales; Herpotrichiellaceae
Exons: 1
Coding region: 1-741 (246 amino acids)
Biological process (GO): fatty acid beta-oxidation
Cellular component (GO): peroxisome
Molecular function (GO): enoyl-CoA hydratase activity; delta(3)-delta(2)-enoyl-CoA isomerase activity
Source: RefSeq, a predicted model, not a curated record